This is a messenger RNA of Dama dama (fallow deer), 1632 nucleotides long. RefSeq names its product COP9 signalosome subunit 3 (gene COPS3). The record is from RefSeq and is a predicted model, not a curated record. The transcript is spliced from 12 exons. Gene Ontology annotation, cellular component: COP9 signalosome. Bases 100 to 1371 code for a protein of 423 amino acids. NCBI's taxonomy places the organism in Eukaryota, Metazoa, Chordata, Mammalia, Artiodactyla, Cervidae. Gene Ontology annotation, biological process: ubiquitin-dependent protein catabolic process.
GCUUGAGCGACGGAAGUGACGUCACCGCUCUGAGGCCCUCCGGUGGGUCGCCGGCCCUCGUCCCGCGCGCGCCGCCUCCGCCGCCCGGCUGCCGGGAAUAUGGCGUCCGCCCUGGAGCAGUUUGUCAACAGCGUCCGCCAGCUCUCCGCCCAAGGGCAAAUGACUCAGCUUUGCGAACUGAUCAACAAGAGCGGGGAGCUCCUGGCGAAGAACUUAUCCCAUCUGGAUACCGUGCUCGGGGCCCUGGACGUCCAGGAGCACUCCUUGGGCGUCCUCGCUGUCUUGUUUGUGAAGUUUUCCAUGCCCAGCGUUCCCGACUUCGAGACGCUGUUCUCCCAGGUUCAGCUCUUCAUCAGCACCUGCAACGGGGAGCACAUCCGCUAUGCGACAGACACCUUUGCUGGGCUUUGCCAUCAGCUAACAAAUGCACUUGUGGAAAGAAAACAGCCCCUGCGAGGAAUCGGCGUCCUUAGGCAGGCCAUUGACAAGAUGCAAAUGAAUACAAACCAGCUGACCUCUGUGCACGCCGACCUCUGCCAGCUGUGUUUGCUGGCAAAGUGCUUUAAGCCAGCCCUGCCAUACCUGGAUGUGGACAUGGUGGACAUCUGCAAGGAGAACGGGGCCUACGACGCCAAGCACUUCCUGUGCUACUACUACUAUGGCGGGAUGGUCUACACUGGACUGAAGAACUUCGAGCGGGCACUCUACUUCUAUGAGCAGGCCAUCACCACGCCUGCCAUGGCUGUCAGUCACAUCAUGUUGGAGUCAUAUAAGAAGUAUAUCCUGGUCUCUCUGAUCCUGCUGGGCAAAGUACAGCAGCUGCCGAAAUACACCUCUCAGAUUGUGGGUAGAUUCAUUAAGCCUCUUAGCAAUGCAUACCACGAGUUAGCGCAAGUGUACUCCACCAACAACCCCUCAGAGCUCCGCAGCCUGGUGACCAAGCACAGCGAGACCUUCACACGCGACAACAACAUGGGGCUGGUGAAGCAGUGCCUGUCCUCUCUGUACAAGAAGAACAUCCAGAGACUCACCAAGACAUUUUUAACACUGUCGUUACAAGAUAUGGCGAGUCGCGUGCAGCUGUCCGGGCCUCAGGAGGCAGAAAAGUAUGUCCUGCACAUGAUAGAAGAUGGCGAGAUUUUUGCAAGUAUUAAUCAGAAGGAUGGGAUGGUCAGUUUCCAUGAUAACCCUGAAAAAUACAACAACCCUGCCAUGCUUCACAACAUCGACCAGGAGAUGCUGAAGUGUAUAGAGCUGGACGAGCGGCUGAAGGCUAUGGACCAGGAGAUCACUGUGAACCCCCAGUUUGUGCAGAAGAGCAUGGGGUCACAGGAAGAUGACUCAGGAAAUAAGCCGUCCAGUUACUCGUGAAGCCAACACUCAUCCUGAGUCAGAGGAGCCAUUGCCCAUCCCUGUGGCCGGACAGGUGUCAGGAGGCGGCUGGAGGAUCAGGCCCAUCUCACCUGGACAUAGACACAGUGCAUUUUGUUUUGAUGUCUUCAGUCCUGUGUGCUUUCAGUAAACCAUUCUCUGUGAAGAAGGAAAACAUUUUCAAACUUCAAAGCCUCUUGUGGGUUUAUUUAUCCUCAGAUUAAUGUUGUUGUUGCAUUAAAUCUGCCUUUUUGUUUUAAA